CGGGAGCCGCGCCGGGACGGCCGCGCCGAGGCACCAUGCGGGCUGCGGGGCUGCUGCCGCUGCUGCUGCUGCUCGGGGUCAGCUCUCAGGAUGAUGCGGAUCCUGCAAACCCAGGACAAACCCUGACCACCAAAAGCACGGAAACCACCACGGUGACCACACCUGCUAGCAAGAGCACUAGCGAGACCCCACUAACCACCACAUCACCGCCUACCACACUCCACACCACCGCCACUACCACGACUCAGCCCAGUGUGGUAGCAGCCACCACUACUCAGAGCACCAUCAGUACAACCAGCCCGGGAACGUCGUCGUCCUCCACCACCACGUCACCUACCACAGUGGCAGGGACCACCUCCACAACACCGGGGACCACAUUGCCUGCCACCACCACCCCAUCCCACACGUCUGGGCAGGACAGCUCCUCACACAGCACCGCUAGCCCCAAAACCACCCCUGCUGCAAGCUCCACUACUUCAAGGCAGCCCAGCAGUGCUACAGACAGUGCGGGGAGCUUGGGGACCACCGCUGCUGCAAAACCUGUGGUCACUAAUGCAACCAGUACCCCAGGAGCUGUAGGAGCUGUUGGCACAUUCUCUCCCACCACAAAGCCUCCGGGAAAGCAGCCUUUGGAUCAUUUGCCUAACACCACUGUGAGCACCACAGUGCUGGGAACUGACCCUUCCCAAAGCUCCAAGGAAUGUGUUGUCCCUCCUCAACAAUGUGCCACCAAGCAGCCUCCUCCUUCUUCCAGUUCUCCAGCCCCUUCCACCAGUCCUGGAAGCAGCAACACUUCUGUUACCCCUCCGAUUGGAUCCCCAUCCCUCACCACCACUCCGAUGUCACAACCUGGCAGCAAAGACACGGUCGCGGCAGCCACCACGACAACUCCUGGGGCAGACCAGAGUACCCACGACGUUGGAUCUGCCAAACCCACCAGCACCUCCCAGAGCCCUGCCAGUGCCCAGCCUCCAGCCUCAGGGGACGAGACAGACCAGGCAGAGAGCUGCAGUUCUGGCCACCAGCAACCCAACAUUUCUUCCCAAAAUGAGCUCAUCUGUAAAGAACAGGUGCAACAUACCAGGCCCACCAUCCAGCUGAAAGAACCCAGAACCUGUGAUGAGUGGGAGGCUGCCGGCGAGAACAUCUCCUUCUUUGAGAGCUUCUGCUCCACGGCCCAGCACGUGUUUGAUGCCAGCAGGGACCGGUGCACGGUGAUGCUGACGGCCUGCAAGAGCCCCUCCCACCACUGGGCCGUGCGGGUGGUCCUGCACCUUCCCUUGGACUCUGAAGAAGUCCUCAUGAAGCUGAAGGAGAAGAAGGAGAGGUUAGAGGAGCUCGGCAUCGUCAACAUCACCUCUGACAAAAUGGUGGAGGACAUGACCAUCAACGACGAGUUCAGCACCCCCCUGAUCAUCACCAUCAUCACCCUGGCCGGGUCCCUGCUGCUCGUCGCGGCCAUCUACGGCUGCCACCAGCGCUUCUCCCAAAAGAAGGACCAGAACAUCCACCCUGAUGUCCCCGGGUUUGAUGAUGGACAUGUGGCCCUGAUCUUUAAUCAGCGCCUGACCGAGGAGAUGCAGACCAUGGAGAACGGCUACCACGACAACCCCACGCUGGAGGUGAUGGAGACCUCCUCUGAAAUGCAGGAGAAGAAGGUGAACCUCAACGGUGAGCUGGGGGACAGCUGGAUCGUUCCUCUGGACACCCUCAUGAAGGAGGACCUGGAGGAAGAGGAGGACACGCAUUUAUAGGAUGCAGAACUUGAUCAAGGGAAAAACAAUGACCCCCCCCCCCAAAAAAAAAAAACCCAUAAACCCUACACACACGCACACAGAGCUCCAAAAUAAGGCAAAAUUCCCCCCAAAAAGAAGAAAAUCCCUUAACGAACUAAUCGUGGCCCCUUGUGCCACCACAUGGGGUGCAGGAUGGAAAACACAUGAGAAGACACCUCUGGGGCACAACAACACAAGCCACUUCGGUGGCCACAUCUGGCCAAGCAUCCUCCAACCCCCAUCCACCUCCCACGCCAGACCUGACCAGCCAUGGGCAAACAGGGUGGCUUUGCUCCUGAAGAGCUGCCAGUGCCUCCUGCAAGCAUGUCCCCUCCCAUCCCACAUCUGACCACGCCAGCCACAUCCUCCAGCUACCGAACGACUCAAAAAUCAAGAGAAAUAAAAUAAACAGGACGGGAGAUGGAGUGCAUCUGACAGCAAAGCAGCACCUGGCAAUUAAAGCUCGACAAAUCCUCUG
Vidua chalybeata is the source of this 2253-nucleotide messenger RNA. RefSeq names its product podocalyxin like (gene PODXL). The record is from RefSeq and is a predicted model, not a curated record. The transcript is spliced from 9 exons. Gene Ontology annotation, biological process: cell migration; regulation of microvillus assembly; positive regulation of cell-cell adhesion mediated by integrin. Gene Ontology annotation, cellular component: apical plasma membrane; microvillus membrane. Lineage: Eukaryota; Metazoa; Chordata; Aves; Passeriformes; Viduidae. The coding region runs from base 36 to 1754 and encodes 572 amino acids.